Molecule: messenger RNA, 1814 nt
Organism: Pelobates fuscus (common spadefoot toad)
Lineage: Eukaryota; Metazoa; Chordata; Amphibia; Anura; Pelobatidae
Gene: SHPK
Product: sedoheptulokinase
Exons: 7
Coding region: 81-1475 (464 amino acids)
Biological process (GO): phosphorylation; cellular response to lipopolysaccharide; glycerol metabolic process
Cellular component (GO): cytosol
Molecular function (GO): sedoheptulokinase activity
Source: RefSeq, a predicted model, not a curated record
CAGCUGCCCUGUUUUUCCUCAUUGCGCCCUAUUCGCGAAGUGUCCCUGCCCGCUUCCGUCCCACCUGGCCGUGUUUGGAGAUGGCGGACAGCUCGCUGGUGCUGGGUGUUGAUGUGGGCACUAGCUCGGUGAAGGCCGUGUUACUGGCAGCCAGCUCCGGGCAUGUGGUGAGCAGCCAGAGCCGGGACACCCGGGCCGGCGCGGAGAGCGAGAGCGGCCUGCGGGGGAAAGAACAAGAUGUCUCCAAGAUAAUAGGAGCUCUGAAUGGGUGUCUCACAGCGUUGCCCAGAGAAAGACUUGCAAAGGUCUCACGUAUUGGGAUCUCUGGACAAAUGCACGGAGCUGUGUUCUGGAAAAGAAAUGCAGGGUGCCACUGGAUAAACAGUGGAAACGUGAGAACCUUCGAGGCUAAAGACGUCAGUCGUCUUAUUACCUGGGAAGAUGGACGUUGUAGCACAGAAUUCUUGUCUUCUUUACCAAAACCACAGUCGCAUCUCAGCGUGGCCACAGGAUUUGGGUGUGCAACUAUCUUCUGGUAUUUAAGAAACAGGUCAGAUUUUCUUCAAAACUAUGAUGCAGCUGGAACCAUCCAGGAUUAUGUCGUUUCCAUGCUAUGUGGACUUGAAGUGCCUAAAAUGUCUGUUCAGAAUGCUGCCAGCUGGGGAUAUUUUAACACCUGUUCCAAAACCUGGAAUACGGACAUAUUAGAAGCAUCUGGUUUUCCUGUGUCCUUGCUGCCCGAGAUUGCGGAUUCUGGAUGUUUAGCGGGAAAGUUGUCUUGUGAUUGGUGUGGCAUUCCACAAGGGACUGAAGUUGGAGUUGCACUGGGAGACUUUCAGUGUUCUGUUUACUCUUCUAUGACUGAGAAUACGGAUGCUGUCCUUAAUAUCAGCACGUCGGCACAGCUGACAUUUUCCAUGCCAGAGGGUUUCAAGCCACAAGACCAUCCAAGCCCUGGAGAAGCAGUGGUGUACUUUCCAUACUUCAAUGAACGUUACCUUGCCGUGGCAGCCUCUUUGAAUGGAGGGAACGUGUUUGCUUCAUUUGUUGCAAUGUUGUCUCAAUGGGUCUCUGAACUAGGACUUGACAUUUCCGACUCCAGCCUAUAUACCCAGGUGAUAAAAGCGGCCUUGUCUCAUAGUGAGAGUGGUCUUACAGUUUGCCCCAUACUGUUUGGUGAAAGACACAUUCCUGACGCACUGGCUUCUGUAUCAAACAUCACAGCCUCUGAGCUUUCCUUGGGCCAUGUGACUAGAGCACUUUGCAGAGGGAUCAUCGAGAACUUGCACACUAUGCUUUCUGCCCAUCGGCUUCGGGAGUCUGGGGUGACAAGACUGAUCGGAAGUGGCAGUGCUCUAGCAAGGAAUGAUGUGUUAAGGCAGGAAGUAGAAAGGAUAUUUCCAUUCCCCGUGGUAUAUGGAAAUGAUGUAGAUUCAGCUGUAGGUGUAGCUAUGGUGAUGAUAAAGUGCAGGUAGCUGGGGCAUUGUAUUUUUGUUUUUUUUAAAGAAAUUGGCAUUUGGGAUAUUAUUGCAAAAUGGACAGGGAGAUGGUGGGCAUGAGCGGGAAUAGUGUUAUCAAAGUAAGUUUGCAAGCACUUUAAGGGGGCAGAUUUGAAAUACAAAUGCAUCUUGUAAUCUGUUACAUGUUGCAUAAUUUUGUUCAAAGAGCUUUCAAUCACUUAGUCAUUAGUCACUUCUGUCUUAUAUAUGCUAUAUUAUUUAUAGUAUAUAUUGUUCUACAUGUUAUUAUUGUAGCUGUACGUCAGUGCAAGGCAGCAAAUCUUUACUACCUACACAAAUCCCUACUAAUUUGAA